AUGUUUCCUCGCUAUUUUCCGUAUGGUCAGUCUUCCUCGGUUCCCAAUUUAAAUAAUAUUGGAUUGGGUCUCGGUCUUCCCCUAGAUACCACCUCCAUCGCACCUGCGCAAGAUUUUUCCUCCCUUCUCUUAUCUGCUCAAGCGGGUCUCCCCAAUAUGGCACAACUUCAAGCUGCCACACCUCAAUUCUUCCUCCCUCAAACAAAUCAAAUUUUUACCGGUCUUCCUCUCUCAAAUACACUGAAUCCGCUCGUGAAUCCUCCAUUCAGUCUUUCGCAAAUGUUUCCUUUAUUCAAUCCCGCUCUUCUCCAACAACCAGCACACCAAAUCCAUUCUUCAGAUGUGUCAACAUCCGCAUCGGAUAACUCAGAUUCACACACCAUUGUCCGCGCCCCGGUUCUCUAUGGAAACAGUAGUAGCGGCGACACAACCUCUCAGGCGCCUAAGGAAUCGACUAAAACUAGUCCACCUGAACAAAUUGUUGCUUCAUAUGCGGCUGCGGCACAAGCGGCAGCUAUUGUGCAUCGUCAACCACUUUCAAACGCUGCAGAAGUCUUUCUUAACACAGCGGCAUCGGCUGCUAGUACACUGGCGAGCUUGAAUGGAACUGGGGUUACUACAGCCAAAAAUAGACCAAGACGGACGUCUAUUGGCGGGUACAGUGCUCCCAUCUCUGCUUCUGCUGCCGUUAUUACUUCUACUGCUCCUGGUGCUUCUACCGAAAACGUCAAGAGUGCUAAGCCUCCUCUUCCGUGGAACAGCGCUUGGACACGUAUGGUUGAUCGUCAGGCAGACGUUGUAGUCUACAUAUCACCUGGCGGUUCACGCCUGAAAAGUGUGGCCGACGUACGCGCACACUUGGAGCAUUUUUUGCCUGCCGAUAAGGCCUCCGUCAUCUCAGAUGACUGCAUCAAUGCCAGCUUCUGUUUUGAUGCCACGAAGGAGUCACGUUAUAUCUCCGCACCGGAUGAUUCCAUCUUCGUCUUCUCAGAGGAUGAGUCAGCAACUAUUGCAGUUAGUGAUAUGGACACUAACGAUAAUAUUCAUGCUGCCGAUUUAAGUAGCAUUGCAGAACCACAGCCGUCAACUAAUUCUGCUGCCUCUUCUUCGCCCGUACCACAACGCGCUACUUCUAGUUCUGGGGAUACGUCUGCUACCAUGUCUACUGCUACUAAUACUCCUGUUAGUACUCCUGCAUUGGUAAUGGUGGAGAGUGAAACCGUACCAACGUCAAUUAAUGGCAAUGGCGAAGUGUCGACUGCAGUCGGAGCUUUAAAGCGGCCGGCUUCGGGAUCUGAAAGUACGAGUGCAGAAACUGAAGCUGAAUCCUCUGAAGAAAAAAAAGCCGAGAAUUCAAGCGAAAGUACUGAAAAGGUGGUAGAAAAUGAGAAUUCAGCAGAACCGGCAGCUAAAUUAUCAAAGCUUGAAUCAGAAUCUUCAUCGUCGUCUUCAGCGGUUCAAGUCUCUUCCUUCCUACCAUCUCUCAAUGACGUUGCUCAAACCAGUUUCGUAGUUCGAAAUAUGGCCAGAAGUGGGGGACCCACUACUGUUAUCCCAUCAGUUGUCCCCUCGGUGUUGCCGCCGACUACAUCAUCAGCAGCCAUUCCCUACACUCUGAUGCAGCACAUAGUCUCUCUGCAACAGCAACAACAACAACAACAGGCUCUACUAGCAUCUGCUGGUUUGAUACAGCCUUUUAUGGAUGCUGCUGCUCAGCAACAACAGUUGUUGGAGCAAAUUAAACAACAGCAGAUGCUUGCUUCGACCGCUAUUUUUCUCCAGCAACAAAAUCAACACCAUUUACAGCUUCAACAGCAGCUUCAAGCUGUCUACGCAAGUGCUAUUCAGCAGCAACAGAACCAACAAGCUCUACAGCAACAUCAGAGCCAAAAUGGUGCUGCCAAUCAGCAACCGGGUAGCAGUGGGCAGUGA
Rodentolepis nana is the source of this 1932-nucleotide messenger RNA. The record is from the annotation of a GenBank genome assembly. Lineage: Eukaryota; Metazoa; Platyhelminthes; Cestoda; Cyclophyllidea; Hymenolepididae.